AUGAAGACGUCUAUUGAUGGUAUCACUGCGGUAUCAGCUCAGCUUUUCGGCGGCGGCACUGCCAAAGGCUUCCGAAGUUUGGCCUUCGGAUUAACCUACGGCGAAGAUGGACGGUGGUCGGUGCAAGUAGGUGGCAAGUCGAAAGGAAGACACCGUGUUGUGCAACAUCCUUUCGGCGUGUCCCUUUACGCAACGCAAACUUGGCUCCUGCUGAGGCCGAAACGAGAUACGGCCCGCUUAUGCAAUUAUUUAGUGUUGCGCAAGGGGCCGAGUUGGCCGGUCAUUGCGUCACACGCCGUUACCUUAUCCAUCAGUAAAUCAUGA
Molecule: messenger RNA, 324 nt
Organism: Caenorhabditis auriculariae
Lineage: Eukaryota; Metazoa; Nematoda; Chromadorea; Rhabditida; Rhabditidae
Source: the annotation of a GenBank genome assembly